Messenger RNA from Ostreococcus tauri, 1071 nucleotides. RefSeq names its product Peptidase S1C. Gene Ontology annotation, molecular function: serine-type endopeptidase activity; protein binding. Lineage: Eukaryota; Viridiplantae; Chlorophyta; Mamiellophyceae; Mamiellales; Bathycoccaceae. The record is from RefSeq and is a predicted model, not a curated record. Gene Ontology annotation, biological process: proteolysis. The transcript has a single exon. The coding region runs from base 1 to 1071 and encodes 356 amino acids.
AUGGCGUCGGCGCGCGGACUGAGCGCGCUGGAGGAACGAUUCGUCGACGUCUUCAGAGAGGCGAGCGCGAGCGCGGUGAACGUGGUGGAUCUGACGAUUCUAAACGCCAGUGGAACGCAGAGUGCGUUCGCGGGAUCGAUCGUGGCGGAAGGGAACGGUACGGGGGUGGUUUGGGACGAUGAAGGGCACGUCGUGAGUAACUAUCACGUGAUUAGUUCCGUGUUGGCGACGAUACCGAAGGGAAGGAAGACGAGCUCGGUGGCGCAGGUGACGAUUCAGGCGAAGGAUGGGAGCAACCGAACGUUUCCGGCGGCGCUCGUUGGGGCGUCAAAGGAGAAGGAUUUGGUCGUGCUCAAGGUGGACGCGCCGAGGGACCUGUUGCGUCCCGUGAAGAGGGCGUCGGAGGAAGUGCGCGUCGGGAGCGCGGUGCUGGCGAUAGGGAACCCGUUCGGGUUCGAUCACACCUUAACCACGGGCGUGGUCAGUGGGUUGAAUAGAACGAUACAAUCCCAAGUCGGUUCGCUCAUCACGGGCGCGAUCCAAACGGACGCCGCUAUUAAUCCGGGGAACUCUGGCGGGCCUCUGCUCAACUCCAGCGGGCAGCUCAUCGGCAUUAACACCGCUAUUUUCACUCCAAACGGUUCGUCCGCGGGCGUCGGUUUCGCGAUCCCGAUCGACAUCGUCAACAAUGUUGUUCCACAGCUCAUCAAGAACGGUGAGGCCGUUUUCCCGAGCUUAGAAAUCAAGUUUGGCGACAUCUCGAUGCUGCGGGAUCUGCAGCUCCCAGUCGGCUCGGGCGCGUUGGUGCAAGGCUUCACGAACAACGACUCCCCGGCCGCAAAGGCUGGGAUCCUGGCCACUCGACGCGCACUCGCCGGUCUCGUUCCGGGCGAUUGCAUCAUCGAGGUCGACGGCCAACCGUGCGCCGUCGCCGCCGACGUCAUCCGCGCCGUCGAGCGCCGCGCCGUCGGCGACGUCGUCGACGUCGUCGUCCUCCGACGCGAGCGCGCGGGCGACGAGCGCCCGAAGCGCCAAACGUUCAACGUCACACUCGUUCACGCGCGCGAGUGA